UCAGCAAGACAACCAUCUCCGCAACCACAAUCACACAUGAUCUAGAUCUUGGCCCAUGAAAUUCUUGCCGCUCCUCUCCCACACUCUUGACACACACAUAUAGGUGCCCUCACACACACACUCUGACACAGAGAGUACUAGCCCAUAGAGAAGAUGAUUGUAGCACGCACCAGAUCGCCAGGUUCCUGCGUGGGUCGCAUCUCGGUUAAUGUUCGAGUUCGUUCGCCAUUUCAUCAAUGCAAGAGAAGGUACAAUUCCACUAAAACAUAUGAAAAAACUGAGUUUUCCAGCAAAAGCAGUGAAAAGGAUUUCAAUAGAGCAACGUUGGAGCCAGAGACAGAAUGUGGCAACCGAGUCAUGGUUGUAGUUGAUUCGAGCCCUGAAUCAAAGGGUGCUCUCCAUUGGGCACUCUCUCACACUGUUCAAAGCCAGGAUACCAUUAUUCUUCUGCAUGUAACCAAACCCUGUAAACAAGGUGGAAAUUCUGAGAAGAAACUUGACCAAAAGGCUUAUGAACUUCUUUGCACUAUGAAGCAAUUGUGCCAAGUGAGAAGACCUGGGGUGCAAGUUGACAUAGUACUGCGGCAAGGGAAGGAAAAGGGUCCAAUAAUAGUGAAAGAUGCUAAGCAACAAAGGAUUUCUCUAUUGUUGUUGGGGCAAACAAGUAGAUCCUUAAUGUGGUGUCUACGCAAGAUGUGGACAGGGAAAAGAAGGGGCAGCAGCAUUGUAGAUUACUGUAUUCAAAAUGCUAAUUGCAUGACAAUAGCAGUGAGGAAGAAAAGCAGGAAAAAUGGAGGAUAUUUGAUCACCACUAAGAGUCAUAAGGAUUUUUGGCUUUUGGCUUAGUAAAAUGUUUGGCAAAUAUUAGAUAUGUGAUUCAUGAGGAAUGUGGCUCUAUCUG
Ilex paraguariensis (yerba mate) is the source of this 901-nucleotide messenger RNA. The record is from the annotation of a GenBank genome assembly. NCBI's taxonomy places the organism in Eukaryota, Viridiplantae, Streptophyta, Magnoliopsida, Aquifoliales, Aquifoliaceae.